GCUCACCCACCUCGCCGCCGCCACCCCCCGCUGUCCACCGCCACCCCCUCCUUUCUCUUCACCUCCUAGAAUCAACGCGAGCGACUAGGUUGGAGUUAAUCCAUCGCACUUUCCUCCUCUCUCAGAGAUCGCACACACACAACGCGUUGCGGCUCCGUUAAAGGUCAAGGGCAGCAGCGUCGGCUUGGCCGACCCGGUCGCCCGCGAGAGUUGUUGAGCUCCUCUCUGCGCCAGUGGACGUUCUCCCUUCCUCUCUCCCCCCUCUCUCUCUCUGUCUUCGUGUUCCCCGCGGGGUUUUUUUUCCACCCCCCCCCCCACACUGUCCAAGUGGUUUUUUUUUCGGCCGCUUGCGAGCGCUUCGGGGCUCGCCUUCGAAGACGCAGCCGCCCCGCAACGCAGGGGCAGGGAACUUCCCGAGCAAAGGAGGCCUUGGCGAGCACUACCGGCGAGCAGUCCUUUCCCCCCCGCGAUGGCGUGCGCCGUGGCAGAGCCGGACCCGCGCGGGGACUUCCCGGCGUGGCUGGCGACGCGCGGCAUGAAGCUCAAGUUCGCCGACGCCAUGGAGCGCGAGCUGGGCAUCAGCGACUACGAGGAGCUGCUGGCGUGCGCCGAGGACGCGCAGGUGACGGCCGAGCUGCUGGGCGCCGCCCGCGACCGCCUGCCCUUCGCCUUCUACGCCGUGCUGCGCCGGCUCGUGCGCGCGCUGGCGCCGCGGCAGCGACAGCGGUGGUGGAGGCGCCAGCGCCGACAAAGCCGCAGCCGGGAGCCGCUGUCCGGCAACGGCCAAGACUACGGGAAGGAGGAGCGAGCCAGGGACGAUGAAAGCGGCGGCGGCGGCGGCGAUGAGGAGGAGGAUGAUGAGGGGCCGGGAGGGUGCGCCCCCGGCUGCGAGGGAGUCCUGGCGAGUCGCGCCGUCCUCGACGCCAUCGUGGCCACGCUGAGCUCCCUGAGCCGCGAGCUGCUGCAGUCGGCGCAGAGAUUCCGCUGCCUGGAGCCGGCGCUGCCGACUGAGGUGGUGACACAAACGCCACGGAUGUGUGCCAGCGAUGGGAGGACAGGCGGUUAUUGCAUCAGGCCAUCCCAAAGUACUCCCAUCUCAAGAGAAGCUGAGGUCUCCCAGGCUGUGGAGGAGGCUUCUCCUGGCUUCCGUGAAGAUUGCUUCGAUGUCACCCGCAUUAAAAAAGACCCAUACGAAGAAGCGGAUCUCGUGCCAGACGCUGGCACCCUCGUGAGCGACUGUCUGGGUCAGAGUUUCACUGCGGUCCUGGCCGCCCCUCGGCUGAAGGAGGAGGUGGAGGAGGCGACGGCAUUUGAAGACCCCGAGUCUCCUCCGGAGGCCGGGGAGUGGGAAGACGACACGUGGCCGACACAACCGCAAGGCAAUGCCGAAUGGAGCCACAACCAAGAGGACACGGCACCCAUCCUGCCCCAGCCCCCCACCGACGCCUACAUCUACCCCGACUACGCCGCUAAACCCUCACCACCGGGGCGCCGGUGCAUACCCACUGGCCGUCCGUACAACCAGCGACAGACGUUGCCACCGCCAGCGCCACCACUACAACCACCACCAGCCUCUCACAUCACCGCCGCCGCAGCCACUGUCGGCCUCGGUGGCGGCCCCUUCACGUGCGCCACCUGUGGCCUCGGCUUCGGGACAAAACGCUGCGCGCAGGCGCACGCGCGCACGCACACACAAACGGGCGGGCGCGCGUUCAGCUGCGAGGUGUGUGGCAAGGCCUUCACGCUGCGCUGCAACCUGUACCGGCACAAGCAGAUGCACGCGGCUGACAAGCCGUUCGAGUGCAGCGCCUGCGGCCGGCGCUUCAGCAAGCGCAUGCACCUGCGCGUGCACUUCUCGGCAAUGCACAAAGUGGUGGUGGCACCGGUACAGGGGGCUCCGGCGUCAGCGGCUGAAGGCUCCGGCGUCGGUGCAGCGCUGGGAGGACACGGGAGAAAUGGUCACCUGGUGGUGUCGGGUUAUGGGCACAGGGCGCUGUAAUACAAUGAAAUGACCGAUCAGCCAUCAGCCCAUAUAUGGUUGUGAAACCUGAAUCGAGAUAUAUUGUAUUGAUGCUCAUCGUCGAUCCGAGAGCCAAGUUGGAGUAUCGAGUUAUUGAGGGUUAAUCACCGAGUUGAUUCAUUGGCAAGUGAUCCAUGGAUCGAGUAAUCCCAUCGGUUAGGAUAGCGUCAUGUGAAAUGGCUUUUUUUUUUAGCUAAUAUCGGCGGCAUCGAAUGACAAGGACGAUGCUGUUGUUGUUUCAAGACUGGCAUGUUUAAAUACAAGUCAAUCAUGAAUACAUUCAUGUGUUCCUGCUAUUCUCAUAGCACAGGCUAUCUCAAAGGCGCGAUGCAUCUACAUACAUACUUCUUUCAAACCGUACAUAGCCAACCGUGCUAAUCAGAGGUGCGGGGUGAAGGAGGUUACAUCGUAGUCUGCACUUUAAGGGACAGCUGCAACCACGGUCCCCUGCCGCAGGACGACUCUUCUGCAUUGGAGGGAGGCGCGGUGUAAUGAUUGUGAGGACGUUGCUGUGCGAGAUUUAAGUAAUUUGCGGGUAACUUGAAAAAUGUGGGCCUUGGUCAACACUUUUGAUUGUUGCCGGAAACUUUAAGGGCCACUGUGAAGCUGAGGGUGGGUCGUCUUGGUUAACGCACAACUGCGUUCUUAACCAUGGCGGCUGCUGGACUCUUGACCACAAACCUUUGCAACUCGCAGGAAAUGUGCUGCCAAUCUGUCACGUUAAAUAAUGUAACAUGCCCUGCCAAGUGUGUGCAUGCAUUUAAUAAGGCCCUGUUGACACACUGCUGUUACCAAGUCAUUGUUUUUAAUACAUGGACAGGACAUAUGACAACACAAACCCAUAUAGCCAUACAAAGUCACCGACAACACAUUUGGCGUGCAUCAGUAGAUACGUUUUCAACGACGCGUUAUAUUUAAAUCACAUUUACAGAAAAUCUAUCAUUUACAAAUAUCACUUUAAAAACUAACAAAUCAUUUGUAGCUUAAGACAUUCUCAUCACAUUUCUAAACUGGAUUUUAUGGUCAUUUUGCGAUCAUGUGGUCACACAAGAGAUAUGUUGACUCAAUGGAAUUUUCUAAAUCGGCCAAAACCACACCAUCCGGUAUUUGGUUCUGGCUUGUGACCACCCAGACGUUGCCAAGAAGUAAAAGUGGUUUGGUGACUAGUCAGGGCACUGAGUUGAGGCCACAGAAAUUCUGGGGAAGCUGGUUUCUAAAGCGUAAAGUUAACCAAUGGCCACAAAAACAUUGCUUUGGCUUACAGCAGCUCUGCCUAAAAAAACCCAAAUGGAUUGUCACAUGACAAACAUCUAUUGCAGAGCAUGUACACUAGAUAGUGAGGAUAAGAGGUGAAUGAAGGAACUUCAGAAAUAGUUAUGUGACAACUUCCAGAGGUUAAUUCUAUUCAUCAUGGGGUGAUGUUACACUGCUGAGUUGCAAAAAAAAUUAAAUUAAUCUUACGACUUGAAAUAGAACAGAUGGAAUGUGAUUGGGAAGAAAAAGCAAACAUAAGGAUGCAACCCCUGGUCUUGUCGAGAAGACCCUAAAACAAGCAAUAAUGUAUAUUUUCCACAAAAGACUUACUGUUCCUGUAUGUAUUAAGAUGCUAAAUGUUUUGUAUGAGGUUAUGCAGGAGCCUGUAAGAUGGAUACCAAAGAUGAAUAUCUGACCCAGAGCUGCAUUCUAGGAUUAACAAUGAGAGCCAAUUCUGGUUUCCAUGGUAGCACGUAUCAUCAGUAGUUGCCGAGCGAUGGUUGCUGUUGAUCUAAGCUUCCAUGCGCCACACAGAGAAAAUAAUAAAGCAUGCUUCAGUCAGACGUCGGACUUAUCACUCCACUCAUGUGCGCUGCAUCAAAGAUCCGGUGGUGAGCAGG
Molecule: messenger RNA, 3894 nt
Organism: Petromyzon marinus (sea lamprey)
Lineage: Eukaryota; Metazoa; Chordata; Hyperoartia; Petromyzontiformes; Petromyzontidae
Biological process (GO): regulation of gene expression
Cellular component (GO): nucleus
Source: RefSeq, a predicted model, not a curated record